GGGCUGUCGAUGGUGGAGUGUGGGGGUGUGUUUUAAUGAGCCAGAAGUUGUUGGCAAACACUUCGGAUGCCAGGAUGGAGGAUGGCGAGACGAUCUUCCCUACUACGGCCUCACUCUCAGUCAUCGCGCCUCAUCCGACGGCGACCACCACAACCGAAGCGGGUGGGAGCGGGAAUGCAGACCAUGCCGGCAGAGGAUCAGCGCCGAUCAAGGAGACCGAGGUCGAUCGGUUCAACCCGCAACAUCUGCUCCUGCCUCUCUCGAACAUCUCCAAGCUGAUGAAGGCCUCCGUCCCGCUGGACUCGAAGAUCUCGAACCCCUCCAAACUCUUGAUCCAGGCCUGUGUCUCCGAGUUUAUCAGCUUCCUCACCUCGGACGCUAAUGAACAAGUCCUGGCGGAGAAGCGCAGGACGCUCAACGGCGUCGAUCUGAUCUGUGCCGUCCGAAGAUUGGGCUUCGAAGGCUACUACGAGGCCUUGCAGAUCUAUCUCGCAAAGUAUAGAACCGUUGCAAACGAGACCGGAAAACGACACCGAAGACCUCGGGCUGACGAUGACCAAGAGGAGCCCGAAGACAUGCCCAAUACCAGACCUGCGAAACGAGCUAAAGUCAGGCCAGCUCGGCCGAUCGAUCAAGCCCAACCCGCUCAUCUAGGCCGCCAGGAUGAUGAUGAGGCUGAGGAAGACGAUGAUGAGGAUGAUGAAAGCGACAAAGCGAAAUGAGCCUUGUUUUCUUCUUUAAUCACUGUGCUUGUUUUUUUGAUGAAUGAUAGGCACGGAUGAUGUAUCGUCCAGCUUAUAUUUAUAUAUAUGAACUCUUAUAUAGAGAGAGAGAGAGUUUUUUUUUUUUU
Molecule: messenger RNA, 850 nt
Organism: Puccinia graminis f. sp. tritici CRL 75-36-700-3
Lineage: Eukaryota; Fungi; Basidiomycota; Pucciniomycetes; Pucciniales; Pucciniaceae
Product: nuclear transcription factor Y, beta
Exons: 2
Coding region: 36-722 (228 amino acids)
Biological process (GO): regulation of transcription by RNA polymerase II
Cellular component (GO): CCAAT-binding factor complex
Molecular function (GO): protein heterodimerization activity; RNA polymerase II cis-regulatory region sequence-specific DNA binding; DNA-binding transcription activator activity, RNA polymerase II-specific
Source: RefSeq, a predicted model, not a curated record